This is a messenger RNA of Alternaria alternata, 2130 nucleotides long. RefSeq names its product HET-domain-containing protein. NCBI's taxonomy places the organism in Eukaryota, Fungi, Ascomycota, Dothideomycetes, Pleosporales, Pleosporaceae. The transcript is spliced from 2 exons. The record is from RefSeq and is a predicted model, not a curated record. The coding region runs from base 1 to 1914 and encodes 637 amino acids.
AUGGCCAACAACUUUCGUUACGAGCCACUAGUUGGGUCAUACUCGACACGAGUAAUAACACUCUUGCCCAGCGCUUCAAGGGAAGACAGAGUUGAAGUUAGCCUUGAAGAAGUAGAUCUUGGAAGUUCGCCCUCAUACGAAGCAUUGUCAUAUGCAUGGGGAGAUCCCUCGCAGAAGGUCGCUCUCCAAUGCCAUGGGAAAGAUCUGUACGUCACACCAAACUGCGAAAGUGCACUGCGGCAUCUGCGGAAAGACAGCAGUGUUAGGACACUAUGGGUAGAUGCGAUUUGCAUCGAUCAAAGUUCAAUCGACGAUCGAAAUCAGCAGGUUCGCAUCAUGGGCGAUAUCUACUCGAAAGCAAGUCUGGUCCUUAUCUGGCUUGGACCUGCUGUUCCAGUCAACUCCGCUUUUUUCGGAUUCCUUAACGAAUUUGAGAAUCUAAGAAGCGUGGAUCAAGAGACUCAAACCCUCUUAUCAACAGAGUUAUAUCAGGCUCUCCAAACGAGUGUUCUAUUGGAGUCUUUCAAAGCCCUAUUUCAGCGGUCAUGGUUCCAACGUAUCUGGACUCUUCAAGAAGUAGCGUUGGCCAAAGAUUCCUUGGUCAUUUGUGGCGAUUCGAAAAUCUCCUGGUCGAUUCUUGUAUACGCCGUAGAUCAACUUAGGGCGGCGGAGAACAGUAUUGGUGUUUACGGAGACUUCUCUGUGUUCGACUCUGCCAUAUCUGCACACCAUGUCAUGGUACAGAGUCUUCUGCCAGGGCCUCAAAUCCGUUCGGCUGUGAACCCGAACCCGGAUCGGCCAGUCACGCGAAUCCUAGUAAUGUCUCUCCGCAGACGCGCCACCGAACCCAAAGAUCAUAUAUUUGGCUUGUACUCCAUACUUCAACGACUAGAUGCCAAUCUCCCUCCUCCGGACUAUGAACGAAGUAUCGACCAAAUAUUUACGGAAGCUGCGAGGCUAGCCAUUGAGAAAGAUAACAGUCUUUGGAUUCUUGAUUUCGUUGACGGUAUUGAAGAGAAGCAGCACUGGCCAUCAUGGGUACCAACUUGGAUCGACAUGCUGAUUCCAGGCCCCAUAGAAGUGAACGCAUUUAGUCCCGGUGCCGCUGGGGACUCUCGACCGCGAUACACAUUUUCAGAAGAUAGCAGACGUCUCACCCUUCGCGGCAAGAUCGUGGAUAGGAUCAUGAUAAAGGCUGGAAGGUCGCCAUGCUUUGGUGACCGGUACCAAUUGGAUCGGGAAGACAGGCUUAUAUUCGAUCUUCAGGAGAGAGAAAACUCCGUCAAAGCCUUCCAAGAGUGGAUAAUUUGUUUCCGCGCCUUCAAAAUGAUGGCUCAAAACACUCUAGCGAACAGAUACGGGGACGAUUCUCAGCAUGUCAUCGCCUUCAUCCGUGUAUUACUGCAAGACUUUACAGUUGUGCCCGAUAGCUUGAGGAAUAUUCCUGAACUGUUGCGCGGGUUCAGCAAUUGGCAACUUUAUCUCAGUGCCACGAAUCCUGGUUCGAGCAUGCCGAUGCCUCUACUCAUGGCUAGGCUCAAGCCACCGUCGUACGAUCCAUCCUCGCUACCUGAAUGGCUUAGUGAUCUCACCAAUACAAACGAAUGGAAUAUUUAUGAAGCUAUCCAGCAAGAUCCUUCAGCGGCACUGUUUCAUAAUCACGUCGCGCUUGGUACCCGCGCCAAGCUGUUUUUCGUAACAGAAAACGGAUAUUACGGUACCGCUUCAGCGACUAUCGAAUGCAACGACUACGUAGUCCUCGUCUCCGGUCUCCAGGUACCGCUGAUAGUAAGACCCACCGAAGGGAAAGCGGGUCAUUACAAGCUUUUUGGGCCAGCUUUCGUGAAUGGUAUGAUGAGUGGUGAGCUUUGGCCAGAAACAGAAGAGGAUUUAGUGGAUCUCACGAUAGUAUAACCACCCAAGACUUAUGCCAUUAUUCCCUCUAUCGAAUACAACUUUAGUAUGCCUGUGCGAUACCUUCCUGAGCGUAGUUCCUUACAGCACGAUAUCGGGUAAUAAGAGGGUAUGUUGUUUUAAAGGACUUGAGAUGAAUCGUUAUCAAGCUAUGAUAGCCAUUACCAUGUAUUUAUGCCCUGUGCUGAGUCAGGCCGGGCCGUUCUGGUCCAUGUC